AUGGUCCUCAAACUCUACUGCGCUGAUCGCGUCGCCGGUGUCGGCUCCGUUGUCGCCGUCUUCCUUGCCAGCCGCAAGAUCCCCUUCGAGCACAUCGUCACCGUUCCCCCGGCCGGCCAGCCCAAAUCGCCCGAGCUCCUCGCCAAACAGCCCUUUGGCCAGGUCCCUUACAUCGACGACGACGGCUUCAUCCUCUAUGAAUCCCGCGCCAUCUGCCGCUACCUCGACAAGAAGUACCCCGGCAGCGAGCUCACCCCCACGCCCGGCGACAUCAAGGCGGAGGCGCUGUUCGACCAGGCCUGGUCAGUCGAGACAUCCCACUUCCACGCCGCGAUGCUCAAGCUCGUAACUUUCGUCGUCUUCUACCCCUUCUACGGCCGCACCGUGGAGCCCGAGGCCCUCGCUGAGGCCCAGAAGGAACUCGAGGCCAAGCUCGACGUCUACGAGACCAUCCUCAGCAAGCAGAAGUACAUCGCUGGAGACAAACUCUCCCUGGUCGAUCUUUUCCACCUCUCCCACGGCCCGCUCCUCACCCGCUACGCUGAUAUCCGCGUCAUGUACGACGAGAAGCGCCCCAACGUGCUCAGAUGGUGGAAGGAGGUCACCGCGUACCCUGAGUGGGUCCGCCUCGAGAAGCAGGAGGCUAUCAAGUCGAUCCUGUCGUACUAA
This is a messenger RNA of Mycena indigotica, 669 nucleotides long. RefSeq names its product Glutathione S-transferase. Bases 1 to 669 code for a protein of 222 amino acids. The record is from RefSeq and is a predicted model, not a curated record. Gene Ontology annotation, molecular function: glutathione binding; glutathione transferase activity. NCBI's taxonomy places the organism in Eukaryota, Fungi, Basidiomycota, Agaricomycetes, Agaricales, Mycenaceae. The transcript is spliced from 4 exons. Gene Ontology annotation, cellular component: cytoplasm.